This is a messenger RNA of Mercurialis annua (annual mercury), 3340 nucleotides long. RefSeq names its product probable receptor-like protein kinase At1g30570. Gene Ontology annotation, cellular component: plasmodesma; plasma membrane. The coding region runs from base 611 to 3136 and encodes 841 amino acids. Gene Ontology annotation, molecular function: ATP binding; transmembrane receptor protein tyrosine kinase activity. Gene Ontology annotation, biological process: protein autophosphorylation. The record is from RefSeq and is a predicted model, not a curated record. The transcript has a single exon. NCBI's taxonomy places the organism in Eukaryota, Viridiplantae, Streptophyta, Magnoliopsida, Malpighiales, Euphorbiaceae.
UCUCUUACAAACAACAGUUACAAAAAAAAAAGGAUGACAAUGAAGUGUAGAAUAAAAAUAGUGUCAGAUUCUUGUCUCUUUUUCAUAUAUGAAAUCAACAUUCCCAUCCUACUUUAAUCUUUAGCAUCAACAACCACCCAUGUUCCUCUUCUUUUUCUUGCUUUUGCUUACAUUACAUAACAUAACACCCCCAUCCAUCCCAUUCUCUCUCUAACCACCACCUUUCUCUCUCUACAACUCACCUCCACCACCAUUGAACAUAAUCUAGGUAGCCCGGACACUUCUUUCAAUUGGCUUUUCGGACACGAAAUUUCAUUUUUUUUUAUAUAGGUUGCUUUAAAAUAACACUGUUUUACCGUGUCCGAGUGUCCUGUUUUUCCGUGUCCGUAAAGAACAUACUCAUAAAGCUUAAAGCAUUUUACUUUCAGAUCUGGGCCUUCAUAAAUAAUCAUUCUUGGUUCAUUCAUUUCUUGGCUUUUUAUAAGGGUUUUGAAGAAGGUAAUUUGAAGUUUAUGUUUUUGAUUCUGCAUUCUUGUUAUGGUUAUGAAAUUCUUGGAUAUGAAUUGCUUGUUUGAUUGGUGAAAUCUUGUCUUGGUUCUUGAGUUAUAAAAUGGAGAAUGUUCAUAUGUUUAUUGUAGUAAAUUUGUUGGUAAUACUCAUGUUUGUUGGCUAUGGAGAAGCUCAGUCACAGUCUUAUUUGAUAAACUGUGGAACAAAUGGUAGUGUUAUGGUUGAUGGUAGGAGAUGGAAUGGUGAUUUGGUUUCUGAUAACAAUGUCACUCUUGGUUCUUCCACCUCUAGUGCAGCUACUGGUGAUUCAAUCUUGGGUCCAUUGUAUGAGACUGCUAGGGUUUUCACUGAUAAGCUGAAUUACACUAUUAGAGGGAUGCAAGGGAAUUACUUUGUUAGGCUUCAUUUUUGUCCAUUCCCUUUUGAGGAUACUAAUGUUAAUGAUUCCUCAUUCAGUGUCAUGGCCAAUGGUUUGAAACUAGUGUCGGAGUUUAACGUUCCGGGUGAGAUUUCGCAUGCGAAGUUUUAUGUUGAGGGGUCUAGUGGCAAUUCGAGUUCUAUGUUUUUGAUUAGAGAGUAUGUUCUGUUUGAUGUGGAUGCGCUUUUGCUUGAGUUUGUUCCGUCUAAAGGGUCGUUUGGGUUUGUGAAUGCUAUAGAGGUUGUUCCUGUGGCGGAUAGGCUUUUUGUUGACUUGGUUGGUAGAGUUGGCGGAAAUGAGGUGAAUCUGAAUUUGAAUGGGCGGGGAAUUCAAACUAUGUAUCGAUUGAAUGUAGGAGGUCCCGAGAUCAAAGCAAAUCAAGAUUCGGAAUUUUGGAGGAUGUGGGAAAUGGACUCUAGCUACAUGAUCACUGAAAAUGCUGGUUCUAUGAUCAAAAAUAGUUCCAACAUCACUUAUGCUUCGAGCAAUGAUUCCUCAGUGGCGCCUCUUCUUGUUUAUGAAACAGCAAGAGCUAUGUUCAAUACUGAAGUCCUAGAGAAAAGGUUUAACAUGUCAUGGAAAUUUGAAGUGGAUCCUGAUUUUGAUUAUUUGGUCCGACUACAUUUCUGUGAGCUGGAGUAUAACAAAGCAAACCAAAGGAUUUUCAGGAUCUACAUAAACAACAAAACUGCUGCUGAUAAUUUUGACGUUUUAGUGCGAGCAGGGGGGAAGAAUAAAGGGUAUCAUCAUGAUUUUUUUGAUUCAGUUUCCUCGAAAAUCAACACGCUUUGGGUUCAACUAGGUCCUGACACUGCAGCAGGUGCUUCAGGAACUGAUGCUUUACUGAAUGGGCUCGAGAUUUUCAAGCUGAGCCGAAAUGCAAAUCUUGCAUAUAUUGAGCCGUUUGAUUCUACCGGGAAUUCUGCAAGCAAUUCAACAUCUCAGAGGCUUUUGGUGGGAAUUAUAGCAGGUGUAGCUUCUGUUCUCGUUCUUGCAGCUAUUUGUACUACCUUGUUUUGCUUCUGCAGAACUCAUAGGAAAGAGAUAAAUGACACCAAAGAGAGUGCUGCUGGAUGGAGGCCUCUUUUCCUCCAUGGUGCAUUUGUAAGUAGUCUUGGUAAUGCCAAGGGCGUAAUGCAGAGUACACAUGGAUCUACCAUGCCCACAAGAAUUGGCAAGCGGUUUACACUGGCAGAAAUUCGUGCAGCGACAAAAUCUUUUGAUGAAGCUUUAGUGAUUGGGGUUGGAGGCUUUGGCAAAGUGUACAAAGGGGAAAUAGAAGAUGGAGGAACCCUUGCUGCAAUUAAGCGAGCGAAUCCACAAUCUGAGCAAGGCCUGGCGGAAUUUGAAACGGAGAUCGAGAUGCUUUCAAAGCUCAGGCACAGGCAUCUGGUCUCAUUGAUAGGGUUCUGCGAAGAACAAAAUGAGAUGAUCUUGGUUUAUGAGUACAUGGGAAAUGGAACUCUCAGGAGUCAUCUUUUCGGCAGUGACCUCCCUCCAUUGAAUUGGAAGCAAAGAUUGGAAGCAUGCAUUGGUUCUGCUCGUGGACUUCAUUACCUUCAUACUGGAGCAGACCGAGGGAUAAUUCAUAGGGAUGUUAAGACAACUAACAUACUGCUUGAUGAUAAUUUUGUAGCAAAAAUGUCCGAUUUUGGGUUGUCAAAAACUGGUCCGGCUUGGGAACAUACCCAUGUCAGUACAGCCGUGAAAGGGAGCUUCGGAUAUCUCGAUCCCGAGUAUUUCCGUCGACAACAGUUGACUGAGAAAUCUGAUGUUUACUCUUUCGGGGUAGUAUUGUUUGAAGUUGUUUGUGCUCGAGCUGUUAUAAACCCAACAUUACCAAAAGAUCAGAUUAAUCUAGCCGAAUGGGCAAUGAGGUGGCAGAGACAAAAGUCACUGGAGACCAUCAUUGACCCGCGCCUCAAAGGAAGUUACUGCCCCGAGUCAUUGACAAAGUUUGGAGAGAUAGCAGAAAAAUGUAUCGCUGAUGAUGGAAAAAAUCGCCCAACAAUGGGAGAAGUAUUGUGGCAUUUAGAAUAUGUGUUGCAAUUACAUGAGGCAUGGUUGCGUGCCGGUGUUACAGAGAACUCCGUAUCCAGUAGUCAGGCAUUGGAGGAUGUCGAAGACGACAAAGAGAGUAUAGAAGGAAAGGUGCAGGGUCAGCAAUCUGUAAAUGAAGAGACUGGUAGACCUCAAAGUGAUGGGUGAUGGAGAAUCUCCAAUGAUGGGUAUUGAUAAAUCAAAUGCUAGAAGCUGAGAAAUGCAUAGAUGUGUAGCUGUUAUAUAAAUUACAAUGUUUUUUUCUUAUUGUUUUCAAUUCUUUUAUUUUGUUCCAUCAGAAUGAUGAAGAGCAGCUUGAAAUGUACUAUGGUUUAUUUCCAUAUUAAAGCUGAUAGUGAUUUAGAGAGUAAA